AUGGCUCCUCUCAUCCUCCACAAUGUCCCCGACGAGGAGUGCUACGUCGGCGACGACGGCAUCAAGCGGCCCUACGCCAUGUACUUCAACCAGAAUGACGCGCACACCGGCACCUCUAGAUCACGGCGCAGCGUCGCAGAAACCGGUUCGUUUGGCAAAUCCACCCGGCGGUCUCGAUCACGAACUGGCACGCCAGCUCGAAGUCGCGAGAACCCGACCCUCGCUGCCGCAGACAAGCUUUUCGGCGACUGGGUAUCCAACCAAGCCGCCGUCGCUGCGCCAUCCAAUAACCAGCGCAAGAGCAGCGGUCUGAUGCAGGACGAUGCCCCUCCGCAGCGCGUCGUCAAGUCCAUUCCGGUCGAGGUCAUUCUUCGCGGUUACCGUUCGUCAGUCCAGCAAUACGCCGCCAUUUCCCACUAUGAGGAACUCGCCGGCGCCAUCCUAGAAGACUACCCUCGAGACCCUCCCGCCUCCCAAAGGCGAUACAAGUCCGAACUGCGCGACCCAGCCUUGACACGCCGGCGAAAGCUCAGCCCCGAAGAGCGCGCUCUCGUCAACCGUGCCGAUGGCGGCGAACACUGGGUCAAGGUCACAUUCGAGAGCACCGAGGCUGCCAACGACGCCAUCUACGCCAGUCCCCAGCGGAUUCUGGGCUACCUCGUCUUUGCCGAGCAGUACAGAGGCAUCCCGCCCGCCAAGGAUGAGGCGUGCCCGGAUGUCGACAGCAUCAUGGACAGCGAGUUUGAGCGAGCCCAAAGCAUGCCCGCCACCAUGGGCACGCCCCGUCGAAAGAGCACCAACAACAACAGCCUGCCUCCGAUGCUGCACAGCCGACUGAUAGACAUGUCGCCGUCGGAAUCAAAAUCGUCAAGCCAAACCCUCGACACGGCCACGCUGACGCCGUCGCACACGUCCUCGGCCACCAUGCAGGAAGCACCCGGCGUGAGCUCAGGCGUGGAACCCAUGGAGCUGCAAGAAGAAGACGGCAUAUUUUGCCGCCGCAUCCCCACCGCCCGUCGAGCCCGCCUGCUCCCCGCCGAACAGGCUCUUCUGCCGCAGCAGUCCGUCAUGCAGCGCUUCGUCAAUGCCGUCCCGUUUAUCAAGUGGUUCAGCGGCAGCAUGAUUGGCAACGAGGUGCCGCGAACGGAAACAGGCGAGUUCGACUGGGGGCGCGCCAGUCUGUACUGGAAGAUUAUCUGGUGGCUAGAUGCCACAUUUGGCCUGUUCAGGGGCGACGUCUACAGCGUUGACAAGGACGACUAG
Messenger RNA from Metarhizium brunneum ARSEF 3297, 1263 nucleotides. RefSeq names its product Nucleoporin NUP53 (gene NUP53). Lineage: Eukaryota; Fungi; Ascomycota; Sordariomycetes; Hypocreales; Clavicipitaceae. The record is from RefSeq and is a predicted model, not a curated record.